AUGAGCGCGGAUCCAGAGCACAGCGGGAAGAAGCGGAAGCAUCACCACAAGGAGCACAAGGAGCACAAGAAGGACAAGAAGGAGAAGAAGGCGCGGCUCGAGGCUGACGAUGCGGGCGAGAGCGUAGAGCACGGCGUUGAUUACUUUGUUUCUCGGUGUGUUGGCGCUGCUGCUAGUGUUGCUGUUGUGGCGAUUAUUAACUUGUUGAUAGGUCUAUUUCCCGGCGUGAAUGUGCCGGAGCAGACGACCUUCGAGGCGUACCAGCACAAGGACACAAAGUACCUGAUUCACGGCGAAACCGAGCGCAUGGAGUUUGACGGGACCAACUCUCCAGAGGAAGAUUUGUACUAUGUCGGCAUCUAUGAUCCGGCGACGGAGUCGGUUGAGCUUGUGCAUGCGCCGGUGGUGACUGCGGCCCGGACUAUCAAAGCGCAGAAGAAGAAGACGAUUGUUGACAAGAAGCAGGUUGAUGUUCAGAACCGCAUACAACGAAACGCCCUCGGCGAAGCCUUCGGAACCAAGAAAGCCAAGCGCGCGAUCGACGACCUGGCGCGCAACCAGAUCGACGCCGACAAGCUCGAGUCCUUCACCGAGUCGAUCGUGGACAACAUCAAGGCGUCGACGUCGACGCUGCCGUCGGCCGACGAGCUCGCGAAGCAGGAGUCUGAGGAUCGACCGAUUCCGCCGUGUAAAGAGGACGCGAGCGCUGUCGAGGAGAUUUAUCCACUCAUCGGGGGUCUUCUACAGGCGGAUGAGUUCAAGGCGAUUCGGAUGCCGGUGUCGUUGUUGAGGGAGAAGAGCGCGGAGAAACGGGUGGAGAAUUUCCCGGUCAAGAGCUCGAACUACAUCAACACGCGCGUCGGGCGGAUCCAGAACGAGGCGCAGGUCGAGAAACUCAAGCUGCUGUACUAUGCCGCUCUCUUGAUUGGCUUUUACGAGAACCGCCGGACAAACAACAAGCGCAUGCUGCUCGCCAAGCUGAAUCAUCCGCCCGAGAUCCUCGUCGACGGACUGAUCAGACGGUUUGGGGAGUCCAAGGCCGGGCGGGUGGGCAAAGACCUCGAGCACGCGUUCACGGUCACGCCCAAGAACGAAGACAAGCUGCUGUGUUAUCUGUUUGCGACCUGUCUCCGCAUCGACGAGUACACGGUCGAAGUCCCGCUGCUGGCGUCCGAGCUCUCGAUCAGACCGCUGAAAGUGCAGGAGCUGUUCAAGGCGCUCGGGUGUAAGAUCAAGCCGUGCACGGCGGGACAGAAGGAGGCGCUGGGGUUGUCGAGCGCGGAGGCGGCGAAUUAUAAGAUGGCGAGCUUGGCGUUGCCGUUUAAGCUGCCGGAGAUUGCGAGACGGAAGAGAGCUUCGACUAGGAGAUAG
Myxozyma melibiosi is the source of this 1371-nucleotide messenger RNA. RefSeq names its product DNA-directed RNA polymerase I subunit A49. The transcript is spliced from 4 exons. Gene Ontology annotation, molecular function: DNA binding. Gene Ontology annotation, biological process: DNA-templated transcription; RNA polymerase I preinitiation complex assembly; transcription elongation by RNA polymerase I. NCBI's taxonomy places the organism in Eukaryota, Fungi, Ascomycota, Lipomycetes, Lipomycetales, Lipomycetaceae. Bases 1 to 1371 code for a protein of 456 amino acids. The record is from RefSeq and is a predicted model, not a curated record. Gene Ontology annotation, cellular component: RNA polymerase I complex.